GAGGCGUGGCCGAGGCCUGACAGCGGUAGCGGCCUGGCAACAGGGGGUCUGCGGUCGGCACGGACGGCACGGCACGGCACGGCCUGCGGGCACCGCGUCCGCCUGAGACCGAGCUUCGCGGGGUGAGGGCGCUCUCGCCCCCGGCAGCGCCAGGCGGGAGGGGACGAGCGGCUGCCCGCUCAGAAAGUCCUCCAAGGAGCAGUCGAGUUCGCCGCUAGAGCGCCCGCGCGCCGCGACGCUCUGGCAGGCGCCGCGCGCUCCCGUCUGUGGUCAGGCCCGCCUCUCCCGUCGUGUGUGGCACCGCCGCGAGCGGAGCGGUCGUGAAGGCGUCGCCAUGAUGAACAGCGGAGGGAUAGGGGUGCCGCUGGGCUUCCCCUUGGGCCCCACGUCUGUCAUCCAGGUCACGAACCUCUCCUCGGCAGUGACCAGUGAGCAGAUGCGGACUCUCUUCGGCUUCCUGGGAGAUAUCGAGGAGCUGCGGCUCUAUCCCCCGGACAACGCACCUCUUGCUUUUUCCUCCAAAGUAUGUUAUAUUAAGUUUCGUGAAGCAUCAAGUGUUGGUGUGGCCCAGCAUCUAACUAACACGGUUUUUAUUGACAGAGCUUUGAUAGUUGUGCCCUGUGCAGAAGGUAAAAUCCCAGAUGAAGCCAAAGCCCUUUCUCUAUUGGCUCCUGCUCCUACUAUGACAAGCCUGAUGCCUGGUGCAGGAUUGCUUCCUAUACCUACACCAACACCUUUGACUACACUUGGUGUUUCCCUUGGCACUUUGGGAGCUAUACCAGCAGCAGCAUUGGAUCCUAACAUUACAGGUCUGGGAGAAAUACCACAGCCACCAAUUAUGGGAAAUGUGGAUCCAUCCAAAAUUGAUGAAAUCAGGAGAACAGUUUAUGUUGGAAACUUGAAUUCCCAGACAACAACAGCAGACCAGCUGCUUGAAUUCUUUAAGCAAGUUGGAGAAGUCAAAUUCGUGCGAAUGGCAGGUGAUGAGACACAGCCAACACGAUUUGCUUUUGUGGAGUUUGCAGACCAAAAUUCUGUACCUCGAGCUCUUGCCUUUAAUGGAGUUAUGUUUGGAGACAGGCCACUGAAAAUAAAUCACUCCAAUAAUGCAAUAGUGAAGCCUCCAGAAAUGACACCACAAGCUGCUGCCAAGGAACUGGAAGAAGUAAUGAAGAGAGUAAGAGAAGCCCAAUCUUUCAUAUCUGCUGCUAUUGAGCCAGAGUCUGGAAAGAGCAGUGAAAGAAAAGGCGGUCGAUCUCGUUCCCAUUCUCGUUCAGAAUCCAGGUCUAGCUCAAAAUCCCGAUCUAGAAGGAAAAGAUCACACUCAAAACACAGAAGUAGAUCUGGCAACAGGUCCCUCUCAAGGCACAAGGACAGGCGCAGAUCCAGAAGUCCUCUAAAAAAACGGUCUCGAUCCAGGGAGAGGCGGAAAUCAAGAAGUCGCUCUCGUUCUCGGGACAAGAAAAGAGACAAAGAAAAGGUCAAGGAAAAAGAAAAGGCCAAAGAAAAGGACAAAGAGAGAGAGCGAGACAAAGACAGGGAUAGAGAGCGAGAUAAAGAUAGGGAUAGAGAACGAGACAAAGAGAGAAACAGGGAGAAGGACAAGGAGAGAGACAAAGAACGAAACAAAGAUCGAGACAGAGGCAAAGAAAGAGAUAGGGAGAAGGAUAAAGACAAAGAGAGAGACAAGGACAGGGAAAAGGAGAAAGAUAAGGAAAAAGACAGGGAAGAGGUAGAGCAGAACAAGGAAAAAGAAGAUUCUGAGAAGGAAGGAGAGAAGGACAGAGAGAAGAUUAAGGACAAGGAGGGAGAGAAGGACAAAGGAGGAGACAAAGAGAAGGACAGGGACAAAGAAAAGGAAAAAGAUGGGGAUAAGGAGCGAGAGAGAGAAAAAGAGAGAGAUGAUAAAAAGAAGAAAGAGAAGAGAUCCAGAACACCCCCAAGAAGCUAUAGCUCUUCAAGAAGAUCUCGUAGCUCCAGCAGAGAAAGGCGUAAAAGGAAGAGCAGAAGUCCCUCCAAGUCUCCUAAGACAUCCAAAACAACAAAAAGAAAGUCUUCACGAACUCCUUCACCAAGAAGCAGAAACAAGAAAGAAAAAAAAAAAGAGAGAGAUACAAAUAAUGAAAGAAGAGAAAGAGAACGCUCUACCUCCAAGAAAAAAAGUAGUAAAGAAAAAGAAGGACGGGAGAAAUCUGACAGAAGUACCACUACUUUGAAGGACAAAGAUCACCCUAAAGAGGAUCAGAAUUCAGAAACUGACAAGGAAAUAGAUGAGAGAGAUACACAAAGGACAGAUGAAGUCAAACUGCAGCAGAAUGGGAGCUGUCAACCAAAUGAAGAAAACCUCUCCAUUAAAAUGGAAGAGGUUUAAAGCAAAGAAUGGGCUUCUGAUUCAACUAAGGAAUGAAAUCCAAAGCUUUUUAUUUUCAAGAAUGAGGAAGGAAAUGUCAAAGCAAUCAACUUGAACGUGUUGAUAGGACUAGUAGCUCUUCAAUUGUUGUGAUAGCUUUGUCUUCUUGCUGUAAAGCAAGAGAGCACAGACCAGUAGAAAAAGCAGAUGCCAUCAGAACUAUUCAUCUCUGAAAAAUCCAUGCAUUUCCAUGAUGGCUUUACUUGUUUGUAAAAUGAUUUAUGUUAUGUUUUGCUGUAAGCUGUUACAAAUAAAUAGAAACUGAAAGAUGUAAACCUGUACUACUCAAAAAAAGCUGAAGAUAGGCUUUGAAAGUUGUUUAAAGUACUGCUUAUUCACAAACUUUGUAUUGUUUUACUGUGUGGGUUAAAACUGACUUACACAUUUUUUGUUUGCUUACUGCUUGAGAAUCUUGGGUUUUAUUAUUUAAAAUAAUUUCUUACUAAUAUGCCUAAAAUUAAUACUUCAUUUAAAGUAUUUGAACAAUGCAUGCUGUUUUUCUGUUCCUAAAAGGAGCAUUGCCAUGUUAUAGGUAAUGGAUUAGCUUACUGGGUUGUUUUGGAGUUGUUGUUUUCUUUUGUCCUUCCAGAAGUGAGCACAUCUAUAUGGUAUUAUCAGAACUUAACAGCUUUAUUUUGAGCCGUACUGCAGUAUGUUUGUUCAGCUGCAAAUAGUACAGGUGCCAUUAUGAGAAUAAAUCUUUCUUAUUUGUUAAAAAAAAUAUGGGGAGCACAAGCAGAAGCUUUAGUGCCUUCUUAAAAUGUGGUAUUUUCUAGAAAUGUAUAUGUGCUAUUACUCAUUCUCUGUUAAUCUACAUGAUCUCUAUUGCUGUUUUGUCACCACCAUACUGUAGACAAUAAUGCAAGUGAUAUGUGAGAACAGUUGCUUGAUUCACUUAAAAUACUAAAGCUCAAAAAGCUCCAUUCUUUUAUUUAUAGGAAACAUUAUAGGUAAAAGCAAAGAUGAAACUGGGGACCACCACUGUACAAAAGUAGUAGCUGAAUGCAAGGCAUUUUCUGAUCACCCACAUCAAAGACAGACUGUUGGGCUUUUAAGCUACAUUUGGGUGGCCUUAAUGUUACCUCUCCAUCUUCUGUGAUACCUGUUCUGUGAUACAAAAGGAAUUGUAUGCAAAGAAAUGGGGAUAAGUAAUCUAGGGAAAAACCUUCUAAUUUACACAGGAAUUAUAUGGUAGAGAUUCUUCAUUCUUUGGGGACAAAGAAUGUAAGAAUGACAAAGCAAGUAUUUUUUUCAAGGUUAAACAUGGCUUAUUUUCUCAUGUAUCUUAAUUCGUGACAUAGGAUUUCUUACUUAGGCCUAAAAUCGAGUAGAUUAUUUUUAAUACAAUUUAAUACAAUCAGAUGACAUAAUUGCCUUACCUCAUGGGGAGAGUUAUUUCCUUCUUAAACAAAAACCAACAGAAAAACAAACAAAAACACCCCAACUUAAUAGUAUAUUAGCUAUUUGCUUUCAAUUUGUUUUUGCUUUCCUUUACAUAGUUAAUUCUGUCAAAAAAACAUAUUACAGGGGAUGAGAAAUUUGCCCAAUUCCUAAGGUAUUGAAACACAGUUUGAUUGUGAAGCUGCUUAAUCAUUUACCAUUUUCGGUAGAAUUUAAUUUUCUUGCCACUGUGUACGUUUAAAUCUAAAGAAAAUGCUUUACCAUGUAAAGUAUAGGCAGUCAUUUUUGUUAUGUUUAAGCCACAGGCUGUUGGCUAGUGAACAGCUUAUUCUGAUAAAAGAAUGACAAAUCUGUAUGCUUACAGGAAGACUGUGAAGGAUUGUGUCUUGCAACAACAGCUGUCUUAUUUAUGAUGUGUAAGUAGCAUAGAGCAAAGAGGUUGUAUACUUGUUAUCUUUGGUACCAUUUCACUAAUAAAGUAAGUAUUUUAGAGGGAA
This is a messenger RNA of Calypte anna (Anna's hummingbird), 4308 nucleotides long. RefSeq names its product splicing regulatory glutamic acid and lysine rich protein 1 (gene SREK1). Bases 335 to 2371 code for a protein of 678 amino acids. Lineage: Eukaryota; Metazoa; Chordata; Aves; Apodiformes; Trochilidae. Gene Ontology annotation, molecular function: RNA binding. Gene Ontology annotation, cellular component: nucleoplasm. The record is from RefSeq and is a predicted model, not a curated record. The transcript is spliced from 12 exons.